Molecule: messenger RNA, 1849 nt
Organism: Sinocyclocheilus grahami
Lineage: Eukaryota; Metazoa; Chordata; Actinopteri; Cypriniformes; Cyprinidae
Product: coiled-coil domain-containing protein 138
Exons: 12
Coding region: 59-1453 (464 amino acids)
Source: RefSeq, a predicted model, not a curated record
ACUUCCGGUGCCGGUUAAGUGUUUCCUGGAGACGAGCUGCGGCUGUUUUGAAAAGAACAUGAAGCACGACUCUGACUCUGAUCUCGACGAAAGAAUCGAAACAUUGAAGCAGAAGUAUGCUCAGAGGCGCAACCAGGCUCCAGACGCGUCUGCUGAUGGACACACGCCAGACCACCGCACGGCUCUCAGAGAGCGCUACAGGACGCGUUCUGACCUGCCACAGAGUAGACCCGACAGCGCUGAAGAGGAUUCUCCCGAGGAGACGGACGUGUUCUGCACAGACACAGAUGUGACUCUGCCGUCAAGCCUGGCCCGGUCGGAUCAGAGCCGGAGCGCCGCAGCCGUGCACGUGUAUCAGGAGAUGCUGCACAUUUAUGAGAGGCUGCAGCAAUAUCAGCAAGAGAAAAGUGAGCUGGAAGCGGCUCUGAAGCAGAAAACCAAAGAGAAUAAGAGGAUGAAGGCCAGCUUUGACUCCGUGAAGGAAUUAAACGAUUCUAUGAAGAAACAGAGAAAGUACGAGUCCUUCACGACACACAGGAGCCGAGAAACAGCUGCUCCUAAAGCGUUCGACCCCAAACCCAGCAAACCAGAGAAACCUCAGUCAAGUAAAGCAGCAGGCAAGGCCGUCACACACGGGCUGCUGCCGCUGCUGCUGGAUUGGCUGGUGGACGGUCAGCUGAUGGAGGUCAGAGACGGGUCGAGGCCUUCCCCGCAGGAGAGAUGCGCCAGGGUUCUGCCCAUGCUGGUGGAGCAGCUUCAUGGAGCGGCUGCUGCUGCGGUGGAGCCGUCUCUGCUGCUGCGGUCUCUGCUGCGCUGCAUCUACUGCUGCCUGCUGCAUCUGGAGCGCAGCUCACAGCACACCGUCCUGACCUCCACGCUGAGGAGGCUGGGUGAGGAGGUGUCUCGAGGAUCGCGCGUCUCUCCGCUCUUCAAGAGCUCCUGUCUCCUCACGCGCUUCUUGUGCAGCCUCAUCAUCAUCAAGACCAUCAGCCAAGUGGAUGUUCUGGCUCAGGCUGUGGAGGUGCUGUCCUGUGCGGUUCGCACCGAUGAAGGGCAGGCUCUGUUCCUGGAGUACCAGGCUCUGCCGGUGGUUCUGGCUCUGCUGAGAUCUGCCAGUCCCGCUCUUCUGGCUCCGUCGCUGGAUGUGCUGCUGCAGAUGAGCUCAGAAUCACGAACGCUGUCGGCUUUUCUGGAUCAGUGCAGCUCCGAGGAUUUCUUCCGCUGCGCCUCGCUGUUCCUCCGUAACCCUCGUCUGGAGCCGCCGCUGCUGGAGAAGAUGCUGAUGCUGCUGCAGAAGCUCUCCAGCGUCCGGAAGAACAAGCGUCUGUUCGAAGCGUCGGCGCUGCGUUUGCUGCUGCAGGAGAUGCACAGGACCAGCGGCCGCAGUCAAGCCUUCAUCAGCAUCAACCUCAGCUCCAUCCUCCUCAAUCUGGGCACGCUCACACGCUCCUGACACGCCAAGCACCUCAUCACAUACGUGCCUCCGUGCUCUGUCUGCAGUGCUGCAAGUCUGAGCUGCUGUUUCCACAUCAAACCGCGUGCUGAUUUUAUACUAGCAAGCUCCCAAAUGAGCAAUGAGGAAUCACAGCAGUAUGAAACCUGUGUUUAUAAUCGGUGGAGAGGAAGAUUAUGAGUGAAUAAUAAUCACACAAACUAUAGACUGAUGCUGUUGUGAUGCUUCAAUGGUGAUUCUUGACAUUUUUGGAGUUUAGCAGUAUAAACCAUCAGCAGAGAGCAGCUCGGAAGAAAGAAAACAAUAUGCCUUGAAUCAUUUGUAGCAUAGUGCAAUUUUAUUUAUUUUUUUGUAUACAUUGAAAUAACGAUUUUGAUGUUUUAUACUGCAAACAAG